Molecule: messenger RNA, 2339 nt
Organism: Diorhabda carinulata
Lineage: Eukaryota; Metazoa; Arthropoda; Insecta; Coleoptera; Chrysomelidae
Product: cilia- and flagella-associated protein 206-like
Exons: 10
Coding region: 95-1981 (628 amino acids)
Biological process (GO): regulation of cilium beat frequency
Cellular component (GO): axoneme; ciliary basal body
Source: RefSeq, a predicted model, not a curated record
UCGAUAUAAAUGUCAAAACUAACGGACACCGUUAGUUGUAUUAGAUUUUUCUUUAGUAUUUGAGCUUAUUGAUCAAACAACGAGAUAGUUUAAAAUGGUUAGUCGAAUUGAAAGAAACAUCGUCAAAGAAAUUUUGAGAGACUGUCGUCCCAAAAACAUACAACCCAAUGAAAAUUUCGUCAUGUACGUGGUGAAAUUAUUUCUCCUCGAUCCAAAUUGGGGCAUUACUGAAAAUCUCCUAACAAGCAGGGCAAAUGUACAGACGUUCGUCAAAUACAUGAUCAAUCAAUUGGGCUCGAAAGAUUCCGUGGAUAUGAUGACGUUGAAAAUGCAAUUUUACUAUAUGUGGAGUACAGAACAUAUACAGGAUGUACUUACUAAUAACACAUCAUCCUUGCUCGCUAAAUUGAGUCCUAUCAAAGAUCAAAUUUGUUUAAUCAGGAGAAUAUCCACCGAAGAAGAUAUGGAUAAUUUAAGAAGACUAAUCGUGGUUUAUAUUGUGUUUCUUUCUGGUUUAGGAAAUGCCAUGAGAGACGAGGUAUUUUUAGAAGGACUGACUGCGAUGAAAAGCGUGAUGACCGAAGAAGAAUUGAGGGAAUUUUGCACGAUAGGAAAAGAUCAAAAGGAAACACAAUUGAAAGAACUGAGUAAAAUUGUUUGCGGGAUAAGACUUUUUAAUAAAUACUGUGAUAAAGGAGGAGUUGGCAUUCCUGAUCUGGCUGAAAUAUUUAAAUCAGCAGUGAAAAUUGUGAGGGAUGAAAUGGAUCUUAUAUUGCUGAAAGUAUUAGCUAAAGUUGAAUAUUUAACAAAACUCUUUGAAAAAUAUUAUGCCAUGAGAAAGUACGGUCCUCUUUAUUUUAUGGAAAGCGUCUUUCCAUCUCACGUGGAGAAGGGGUACAUUGAAUUUUGUAAGGAUCAACUCAUACAUUAUCGCCAAUACGAAGUGAUCAUUAGAUUUACAGAUAAUUCUGUUUUCAGAAAAAAUAUAGAAUCUGCCGAAGCAUUAAUAAACAAAGUUACUGAAAUAGAAGAAAAUAUAAAUACUCUCAUGGAGCAUAUAUUUACUAUAGUUAGUACAAGAUUAGCAGUGCCCGUAAAAAUAAUUUUUCCGCUUUUUAAUCGAUUAUCAGAUUUGUGGACAGAUCUUCAACAUCAAAUGAUAUUAUUAACUAGACAUAGCAACAUCAUGUCUAAUUUGGAUACAUACUCAAAAAUGUUAUCAUUCAACCAUGCGUUAAUUGAAGACCUGCUACGUGAGGAAUAUGUUUUAGAGAACAUUUAUAUAGUAGAGACUGUUGACUGCUGUCUUAUAAAGUAUAAAGAUUUGAUUGACAUAGUCGAUUUGGAUGAUUAUGAAAAUGUUCAUUUGGAGUAUUUGGGAUUUUGUUGUUAUAAGUUAGUUGAGUCGAAUGGUGCUCUUAUACCUGGAAUUACAGACAUAGGCGUUGCUGUUUAUAAUGGAAAAUUUUAUGCCUUUUCUUCGGCAGAAGCGUACCAUUGUUUUAAAUUGAAGCCACAAGAAUAUAUAAAUCGUGUUUUAUAUUUGGCAAGAAAAAAACCGCAGCUAAUUCACUUUCUCAUGUUGGACAAAGAGUUAUUAUCUGUUAGCAACGUGAAAAAAUUGGUAGGAGAGAAACUAUACGUUAAAAAAUCUACCUCUGUGAAGGUUCAAACAGAAAAUCGUUAUGUUGUACCACCAUCAAAAGACGUUUCUUAUAAAUGGAAUGUUUGGGAUCUUAAAAGAGAGGUCAUUCUUAUGAGUAAUCUCUUGAAUUGUAAGACGGUUUCAACUCAAACUGUCAAAUCUCACAGUACGAACGCUUUAAGUAGUCAAACAGUGUUACAAAAAUGUGAAGAAACCCAAACUACUAUUGACAAAUAUACUUCGGUACCAACACCAUCGAAUUUCAUAUUCGGUCUUCGAGGUAGAAAAGAUGACAAGCAAUUUGUUUUGGAGCUCACACGACCUGUAGCUGAAUGAAGAUCUUAAUUUCUAUAGCAAAAACAUCGAUUUUUCCUGAAAUAUAAAAAAAUCUAAUGUAUAAAUUUUAAUCCAUUAUGGAAGAUUGUAGGAGAAUUAGGUGACAAUAAAAGUCGUCUUUAAUUUUUUACCAAUAGCUUUCACAAUUUAUCCAUUUUGGAAAGUAAAGUAUAAUUAUUUAUUAACAGCAACGAAAAUUAUAUUGUUAACUUCUCAAAAAGUAUAUUUUUGUUUUUUUAACCAUCACCAUAGUGCAGAAAAAUGAAGUUAUAGUAUCAUUUAUAUUUAGAAUAGGAUUUUUUGUACACUUUUUAGGAAAAGAAUCAAAUUUAAUAAAGGUGUUUAGUUUUCAAGAAAA